This is a messenger RNA of Lingula anatina, 4192 nucleotides long. RefSeq lists its product as uncharacterized. The record is from RefSeq and is a predicted model, not a curated record. NCBI's taxonomy places the organism in Eukaryota, Metazoa, Brachiopoda, Lingulata, Lingulida, Lingulidae. Gene Ontology annotation, molecular function: catalytic activity. Gene Ontology annotation, biological process: nucleoside metabolic process.
GCAAGAUGAACAAAAACUUCACCCGCAUUGUAUUUUCCCAACUAAUACUUCUCUGAUGUGAUUGUUUGGCAAAAGAGUUGUGUCUACACUGAGGCAUUCAACAGUUUGUUACCAAACAAUAGAUGUGUGUUUAGCAGCUCUGACUCAACACAAACUCCCAGACCACAUCUUUAGUUACAGGGGAUGUUCUUUAAUGAGAACCUUAAUCGAUGGAGUAGCGGCGUACCUGUGUAAGUUUUGUGGAAACUGAAGCAGCAGGGAGGAAUACGAGAGUGACAGGAUCAAGGUGAAGGUCAUUGCUCCAGGCUGGUUGAAACUGAAAGGACAAUAUGGCGGCAAAUGAAGAGGAAAUUGUAAUGACCCCAUCCAAAAAGGGGAAGGCCACCAGAAUAAAGAUAGAGAGAAAGCGGAGGAAAGAGCUGGACCCCACCCAGAUAGCUCAUGAGGCUGGAGGGCAGCAUAAAGGACUGGUGGUGGGAAAAGACAUUGGAGAAGACAAAGAUGACGCAUCCCCACAGUUACAGCUAGAGUUCAAGUGUUGGUUAGAAGAUGCCAAAUCUGGAAUGCACAUACCAGAAGGCCGCCUGAUCAAGUUCUGGUUCGUAGAUACUGCGUCGUACCUAGAUCGUGUAACCACAGCCUAUGAAUUUUUCAGGGAUUUAGUUCAGCCGCAUGAUUUCCCCAGAGAUUAUGUGGGUUUUAUCAAGAAAUGCAUGAAACUGAUGCAGAACCCCAUGUAUUCACAAGCUAGGAAAGUGGACAUUGAGUUAAAGCCGCUGGACGAGGAAGAGGCACCAAUGUCUCCAGGCGGAGAAUUUCUAGUAGAAGUAGGACAAGGCGAUAGUAAUGGUUUGCAGAAAGUUGACAAGAGGUCGGAUGAGGAGAUUGCCAGGGAGAAGGUUCUCACCACACUAGAGACCGCCUAUCCCAAUGUGCUCUCUGUGGAUGACAUUGUACAGAUGACUAGUGUGGACACUGGCCUGGUGUCCAUGGUGCUGGACGAGCUGAAGACCAAGAGCCUGAUUGUCCAGAUGGACCAGGGAAGCUGGAUGAGACAGGUGCAUAAGGAUGCCAAGACAGAGGUGAAGGUUGUCAAACAAAUGCCCAUAAUUCAGCGGGCCCAGCAGCCUACCAUAGCCAUCAUCACCUCCAACUACUACGAGAAGAUUGCCGUGGACUCCAUGAUGGAGGAGAAGACCACGUUCAUGAGAUAUAAGGGCACUGGAGGUGAAUCCAAUGUAUACACACUAGGCUAUAUAGGGGAACACAGAGUUGUGUCCACCAAACUGCCCAUGAUUGGUCACUCCAGAGCGGCAAAAAUAUCCACUGGUAAUACCACCACCAGGUUGUUAGGCACAUUUGCUCAGGUCGACCACGUGAUGUUGGUUGGUUGUGGCGGUGGCGUCCCCCACUUCACCGACUUCUACAAGCACUGUCGCCUGGGUGACGUGGUCAUCUCCACCCCCAACCAGAAGGGCUACAUGUACAUCUACUGCGACAAGGUGGUCCAGGACAAGGACAACCAAGUCCAGUACACCCUGAAGAGCUGGUCCCCGCACGACUUGCUACUGCAGCGCAUAUCGGAACAGAUGAAGGAGCAGUUUGAGGCCAAUCCUGAUGUGCGUCCCUGGGACGUGUGCAUUGAAGAAGGGCUGCAGCUGUUGGGGACACAGGAGCAAGACUUCUCGCGACCACCUGCAAGCUCCGAUAAGCUGUUCAUGAAUGUGGGCGGAAGUGAUGUCAUCGAGGUGGGUCACCCACCAGCGCCGGAGAACGAUAAGUUGUACAAAGCAGAUGCCCCCGACCAUUCGUUUUGGCACCAUAGGGUCAGGGCGCCAGGUCGUUGCCAAAGACUAUUUACGCCAGGACUUUGCGUACCGUCAUAAUAUUAUUUGCUUCGAUAAUGAAUUCGACCAGGUUCUGGAGUCCAUCUGUGGGAAUGUGAAGGAGAGUUUCAUCUUUAUCCGCGGUAUUUCUGAUUACCUGGAUGGUUCUCGCAGCAAGGGUUGGCAGGCGUAUGCAGCACUGGCAGCAGCAGGCUACAUGAAGGCCCUCAUCUGUAACAUCCCUACUGGCACAAGUUAGAUUGCAUGCGUCACACCCAACACAAUUUGCUGGUCACAUCUAACACACUGCCAAAGGUGCCGCCAUAGAACUCCAGAAGAGAAGGCAGAGUAUUUGUGGUAUUGCUUGAAUAGUAAAAAUGUGCAGUGUGGUGCUUUGAAUGCAUUAGUUGUGACACUGACGUGUCUUCUACACCACAGUGCAGUGACAAUUUUUCCCCAAUUUGAAGGAACACAAUUUACAUGAUUACAAUGGUGUUAUUCUUAUCAAGUACAUUCAGGAGUAGCGUCUUUUAGGAAAUUAUUGCUGUCAUUAUUUAACUUGCUAUUUCUAACCCACAAAUGAGAGUCGAAUUAUUACAGUGUGCUUAUGAAUACACGCUUUUGUAUGCUUUCUGAUUUGUUUUUGUUUUGUUCUAGUCAAGCUAUUAUUGUGCUAUUCCUGUGCUAUCAGUAGACUCAUGCUUAUGGUUUGCUACAGUUAUUAGAUAUGUUGCUUGUGAAAAUAUAUUUAAAUAAAAGCAGCAGCUUUUUUAUACAAAUCUUAAAGAAAGAGAGAACUGCAAGUAACAUAAAAAACGCAUUUAACCAGUGCCGUCUACAGGCAUUUUACUCAACUGACCUGUUUUAUUUCCAGUAUGUAAUUAAGAAGUCUUACCUUAAGUAACCUUGUGAAAUACUUAUACAGAAUUAGUGCUGCACACUCCUAGGAAAGUUUUUUUUUUUUUCUGAAUCCUGUAAAAUGCACCCUUUUAUUAUACAGUGCACAUGCCAAUUAACUAUACUGACUACAUACACAUUGGUGUCAUACUUCACCUUUUAUUGACCAGACUUGUUAUAUGUAUAUGUAUUGUUAUUCAGCAAAUGACUAUGCUCAAUUGGCCCAUUAUGCUUGUGAUAUGCCAUAUAAAUAUGUAAAAUGUCCUGAGCAUGUAGUCUGCUUGGUAAAAUGCUUAUCUUAUAGAAAGUUCAUCACAUUUUGAAUGAAUAGUUUCUGUAGUAGCUGAUCCAAAAAUGCCUCCGAUUUGUUCGAAUUUUUUUUUCUUUUUUCUUUAUUGUUUAUUUAUUUUAUUUAUGUGAUAUUUGAAAUUGCAGUAUCAUUGAACUACCGCCCACAGUGACGAGGUAAUGUUGUUGAACAUUACAGCAUCUGUAUAUGGUUAUACCAAUACUUAGUUAUACCAAUAAUAUCUUCACUGUCCAGUAUUCAUGCCUAUAUGUAAUGAGGUGUAUCUUGCUGGAGAGGAGAGUGUUUUGCAAUGUGGCAUUUGGCACAACAUUUCCACUACUGUCUAUUCAUUAUUAUUAUUUUUGUUAUUAUCAGCAUUUAUUGUUUGGUUGUUUACUUAUUUAUUCAUUUAUUUAAACAUUAGCACUUGCUAAAUUUUUUGACAGCCUACCAUUAAAUAAAUGUAGUAUGUGUAUAGAUUUGCUUAUAAUAUGUAUGUAAUAUGUACCAAGGAUACCUCACUGCCAAAUAGGUAAGCCAUAAGAGGGGAAGUAAGAUAUCGUAGUAGUAGUAGUAGAAGUAGUGUUGAAAUGCAUAUUUGGUAAGAGAAGGGGUUAGAAGAAAGUGUUGACCAUUUUGAGGACCUUUCACAAAGUAGUCAUAUCACGUUCUGUAUACUAUACUGCCGUAGACCCCUGUUUCUGUCAUCUUGAGGGGUUAAAUAUUAUAUCAGUUCCUCUUUACCUUCUCGAGUCUUAAUAACUGAUGUCACACAGAAAAUUGGAGAGGGCUUGUAGUCUUUACAACCACUGAUGUUUAUAGUGAACUUGUUUGUGCUUGAAUGAAAACGCAUCACACAGUUGUUUGUACUGUUGCUCUGUAUUAUAUUGCUCUUUUAAAUUUGCUGAAGUUCGUCUUUUUCUCUGGGGUGGGGUGUAAGAAGUAUUAGUAAGCGAUUUUCUUUGUUUACUUAUUUUUGGUAGAUAGAAUAAGACAAAAAUGCCUAAAAGACUUCAGCAAAUUCAUUUUCCUCUCUGAUUAUGUGUUACGUUACUUGUUGAUACUUGUGAACACGCCUCGUUACUGAAAUAUUGAAGCUUGUCUGUAUAUACUUGUGAUGAUUUUCAUUGUGAUCCAGAAUUAAAAGACUAUUCUUGACAAACACAUGCUGUUAAUUGUU